This is a messenger RNA of Trichobilharzia szidati, 2208 nucleotides long. NCBI's taxonomy places the organism in Eukaryota, Metazoa, Platyhelminthes, Trematoda, Strigeidida, Schistosomatidae. The record is from the annotation of a GenBank genome assembly.
AUGAAAUUUUCAUUCAAGGCAUUAAACUGUUCGGAUGGACAACUGUCAUGUGACUUAGAUUCUUCGAAUAUUUCAAGUCCGAAUGUACAUGAUGGCGUAAAUUCAUCCUCAACAGGGAUAAUCGCUAAAGCAUCACUUUCUGACAAUACUGAGAAAGAAGGUUCUAAAAAUGCAAAUAGUGCAUGUGUUUAUCAGUCCGACAACUUGAGUCAACUUUCUCCAAAUGUUACUAGUCUUUUAAAACCAACAAAAACACGGGAAUCUGAGGAGGUGAGGAUUACCAAACUGUAUCACAUUGCUUUGCGUCUUUGUUCAUCUGAUUGUCAUGGUGAAGAUUUUAAGGCCAGACCAGUUUUAGAAAGUAUUUUGAACAGCUUUAUUAUUGAAGGCAAUAAAUUAACUCCACAAUUGACAUCUGUAAAGUUUGCCAGUUGUAAAUUACUCGGAGGCAUUUAUUUCAAGUUGAAUAAAAAUGCUGAAGGUAUAGAUCUGCUCAGUAAGGCUUUACAAAUUGACUCGAAUGAUUUAAGCCUUUGGAUACGCUUAGCUCGUGCUGCUAUACGCUCCGGCUUUUUUGAAGUUGCUAUUAAUUCAAUAGACCAUAUCCUGAUGAAACGACCAUCUCAUCCAGUUGCAUUACAUCUUGCUUUACCAUUAUACUUUGCAGUAUCUGAAUUAGAAAUUUGUUUGGAAUUGUCAACGCGUAUGCUCCAGAUAGAUCCGUCUAGUGAAUAUGCUGUUUAUUUCAUCAAUCGGAUCCUUACAAUUCAACCAAGUUUACAUGAAAUGGUUACAGAUUUAUUCUUACAAAGGCCAGAUAUAUUCAAUCAAUUACCGGCAAGUAAAGAAGCUGAACAGGUCGAUCAAGAAAUACAAAAGAUUCGAACUAUUUAUCGUAAACAAAAGGAUGCUGAAAUAGAAUCACAAAUAAUCCCAGUGAUUAAGUUUCCAUCACCAUUGAAACACUUAAGCUGGUUGCAUCUGAUUAAAGAGACAGUGACAAUGUAUGAUCAUUUACAAGCAGAAUCUACGAUCCAUUUAGUCCUUGACCUAUCGUCUUUAUGGUCUGAAGAUCUACUGCUUAGAGAGAUAAAAGAAUCGUCAACAAGUAAUGUAAAUGUACAUUCCAAUUUGAAACCAAUUGAACAGUCGGAAAGUAAUAAUAAUAAUAAUAAUGCUACUACUACUGGUCAGAUAGAAGAUCCUCAUAUCACAAAGGUUCCAUCAAGUACAGAUACAACGUCUGAAUUAGUUAAAGAUGAUGUAAAUGAAUUCAAUAUGGAAGCGGGCAACGAUGACUUGGCUACUGGAUUUGAGAAACGUCGUUCUGCACGGGUUAGAACAUGUUUUGAUUUAAGUGAUGGCUUAAAUCGUUAUUGUUCAAGACGAUCUGUAACAACGGAAUUAGAUAAAGUUGUCUAUGAUAAGUGUAAAGCAUCUUCUAGCGAGAAGUUGACCAGUUCACAGAAAGAAGGCAACAAUCCAAAUGAUCGUUUCAAGCUGGCUGAUAAAUUUCAAACUCUUUUACCUCAAAUAUUCAGAGAUCUGGCUGCUUACAACAGAAAACAGAAGAUUUCACAAGAAGUUCAAUUAUCUACGGAAAAUUCAAUGAAUGACAACAAUAAUUUAACUACUAAUGAAGUUGUGUCAGUUAACUCUGAACAAGUAACGUUGAACCAAUCAAAUUUAUGGAGUGCAAAAUCUGUUCAUAAUUUCCUAAUCAUGUUAAAUGGCAUGAAGCCGAAUAUUGUUACAUUUGGUAUAUCAUUAUUAUUGCAAACCUGUCAAUUGUCUGGUUGUCGUUGGUCUUCAGAGCUUGCAACUGCCUAUAGGAGUUUAUUUCAGCGUUUACAACCAUCUUUUCCGUAUUUUCUAACAAUUCCACCAUCUAAUUCACUACUGACGGAUACUGUUAGUCGACUGACAAAAGAUGCUGACACUUGCCUUCUACCAGAAUGUGUAUUGGCACUUAGAAUACCGCCUGAAAUCAAACAUUUAGCCUAUUUUUACCUUAUAUAUAUUGAAUUACACUUAGAAGAAUUAGAAGCGAAUCCUAGCAGUAGUAGUAGUAGUACAACAGGAUCAAAAGGAAGAAAUUCACUCAUAACUGAAAUAUCAACAUCGUUAUUCUCCGCUUUAAAUGAGAUUCUUUCAAAAUUUGAAGAAACCUCGUCAGAUUAUCCUAUCAUUAUGAGUCAUUGUAAGUAG